AUGGCGACCUCCAUGGAGCAUUGCUGCAGAAUUCCUACAUACGUUGAACAGAAACCUACAAAGACCAUAUCACGUAAUGUUAAAAUCGGCACACACCGGGCACGCGGACAAGAGCCUGAUCAAGAACGUGCAACUCUCACAACUAACAAUCAAAACAAAGCAAAGAAUGGCACCCACACUGCAUCACACAAAAGGAAAAAAAAACAAGAAAGGUCUAGGCAAAGAAGCAGCUUUCUUGAUGACUUGCACAGGACAAAUGUGACAUCAAUAAUAAACUUCCUACGGAAAGCAAUAGGAUCUCAACCAACAAAGAGGCCUCGGGAGUCAAGCUCAUCGUCUGAAACAACGCAGACACUCCCAGCAAAAAAGGCACAGACGGAAGAACCACAGCAGUGGGAAAGCCCACGUUUUCAUGAAGAGGAAACUAUCAAGUGA
Molecule: messenger RNA, 435 nt
Organism: Branchiostoma belcheri (Belcher's lancelet)
Lineage: Eukaryota; Metazoa; Chordata; Leptocardii; Amphioxiformes; Branchiostomatidae
Exons: 3
Coding region: 1-435 (144 amino acids)
Source: RefSeq, a predicted model, not a curated record